AUGGAUCCUACGCUCGAGUUUGCAAGGAAUCCACUCACUUGCUUAACGUGCUGCAUCAUGUUCAGAGAGGUGGAGGUGCGCAAUAAGCAUUACAAAUCUGAAUGGCAUCGGUACAAUCUGAAUCGGAAGGUAGCUAAUCUACCUUCAAUAACGUUCGAUGAAUUCGAGAGGAGAACCCACAAAGAUGCGACAGGAAAUCAGACGAAACAGAGCAAGAAUUGCAACAUGUGUCGAAAGAAGUUCAGCAGUGAGAAACAAUAUGAGAAUCAUUUGACUUCGAAGAAGCAUAAGCAGAGGGUGAAGGAGAUGGACGAAGAUCAGACUAGUAGUGCUGUACAAACCGAAACCGAGAUGGAUGUAUCAGAUGCAUCAGACCUAUCCCAUUCGGAUCUAGAGCUCGAAAAUCCUAUCGAACGCAACAAUUGUCUGUUCUGUGAGCAUCAUAGUAGAUCCAUAACGCGUAACUUGAAGCACAUGAUGGUGGAACACUCGUUCUUUGUGCCUGACCUUGAGUACUGUAUCGACAAGAGAGGUUUGUUAACCUACUUGGGGGAGAAGAUAUAUGCCGAGUAUAAGUGCAUUUGGUGCGAUAACUCAGGAAGACAACUGCGAAGCGCAGACGCAGUAAAGGCACACAUGAUUGAUAAGGGCCAUUGCAAGAUGCUGUUUGAAGGGGAAGCGCUGCUCGAGUACUUGCAGUUCUACGACUAUACAUCCAGUUAUCCAGAUGCCGGGGACGCUGAUCCAGAUGAAGAGUUGUCAGAAGUACCAGACGUUCUCUUGGACAACGACGGUUAUGAAUUGGAGUUACCUUCUGGAAAGGUGAUUGGCCAUCGUGCCCUGGUACGCUACUAUAAGCAAAAUCUUCCGACUUCAGGGACGAUCACGGUGGCUAAGAAUGGACAUAAAUUACGUAAGUUCAUGCUGCAAUAUAGAGCAUUAGGUGGGCCAGAAUUGCAGGCAGAAGCAAUCCGGAAAAGAGCGCGAGACGUUCGUUACCUGCAAAGAGUUCAGACAAAAUAUUCGACGCAGCUGCAGUUUAAGCAAAACAAACUACAAAAGCACUUUAGAGCACAAGUAAACUUUUAAAUUUUUCAUUCAUCACCAUUUCAUUAGAACAUAUCCAAUUUUUAAGAAAGAAAUUUUCUUCUUCAGAAAUGCAAAUUGGGUAUUAGAAAGAAAAUUCCUUAGCAAUAUGAUCCAUUUUUCUAUGUACUUUGCAUAAUUUGAAAAGUAUCAAUAUCUUUGGCUUUGACUUGUUUGCACUUUAUAGACUUUAUAGAGAAAGCGAAGAAAAUAACGAUAUUUUCUAAAUUAUACAUAGAAUUCAUUUAAAACCAUAUGCAAAUCUUCUAUUUUUUUAAAGAAACUAGAAGGUGAUAAUUAUAUAAAAAUUUGAAGAGAAAAAUAAAUGUACAGAUAUUUAUGGAAUGUAAAAUGGAGCUAUUAUAUAUUACUAUAUAUUACUUUGAUAUCACAUUGCUUGUAAAUAUAAUAAAAGAACAAGUUGCAAG
Molecule: messenger RNA, 1514 nt
Organism: Ooceraea biroi (clonal raider ant)
Lineage: Eukaryota; Metazoa; Arthropoda; Insecta; Hymenoptera; Formicidae
Product: zinc finger protein 622
Biological process (GO): ribosomal large subunit biogenesis
Cellular component (GO): preribosome, large subunit precursor
Molecular function (GO): nucleic acid binding; zinc ion binding
Source: RefSeq, a predicted model, not a curated record